This is a messenger RNA of Oncorhynchus tshawytscha (Chinook salmon), 1118 nucleotides long. RefSeq names its product V-set and immunoglobulin domain-containing protein 10-like 2. Lineage: Eukaryota; Metazoa; Chordata; Actinopteri; Salmoniformes; Salmonidae. The record is from RefSeq and is a predicted model, not a curated record. The transcript has 2 exons. The coding region runs from base 735 to 1118 and encodes 127 amino acids.
AUCUUAACUCAGAAGCUCUGUGAUGUUAAUGCUAAUAAUAAUAAUAUAAUAACCAGCAACCUCUGAACUAGUGUUACUAUGGAGACUCUCAGGAGGACGUCCUGUCUCUGUCUGUUCCUCUGCUUACUACAGCCUCCUCUACAAGGUAAGGACUCACUGGACUGAACUAGUGUUACUAUGGAGACUCUCAGGAGGACGUCCUGUCUCUGUCUGUUCCUCUGCUUACUACAGCCUCCUCUACAAGGUAAGGACUCACUGGACUGAACUAGUGUUACUAUGGAGACUCUCAGGAGGACGUCCUGUCUCUGUUCCUCUGCUUACUACAGCCUCCUCUACAAGGUAAGGACUCACUGGACUGAACUAGUGUUACUAUGGAGACUCUCAGGAGGACGUCCUGUCUCUGUCUGUUCCUCUGCUUACUACAGCCUCCUCUACAAGGUAAGGACUCACUGGACUGAACUAGUGUUACUAUGGAGACUCUCAGGAGGACGUCCUGUCUCUGUCUGUUCCUCUGCUUACUACAGCCUCCUCUACAAGGUAAGGACUCACUGGACUGAACUAGUGUUACUAUGGAGACUCUCAGGAGGACGUCCUGUUGAUGUACUUUAUCAUUUGUCUAUCUUCUUCUUAAUGUGUCUACAGUAUCUAUUGGUACACGUUUACUGUUAUAUUCUAUGUAUAAAGGUUUCUAACUUCAUCUUGUCUUAUUAAACAAGGCUUUUAUAAAGGGUGUGAUGUCUGUUCCCUCAGGUCUGGAGAUCGCGGACCCAGAGGAGGUAGAGUAUGUCCGUCAGCAGGCCAGAGGGGUGGUCGGGGGCUCUGUGACUCUAGAAUGUGGUUCCACCAUGCCUGAUAUCCUCAUCUGGGGAUUCACUAGGCCUGGGUCCCAGUCUAACCUAGCUGUGGCUUAUAACUAUGGACAUGGCCCCAUGCUCCAGCCUCUACUCUCCAGCAGCCUGGGACAUCUGAGGUUGGUUCCCAACACGUCUUCUCUGCUGUUGGACGAGCUGCACCAGGAGGCCCAAGGGAUGUACACCUGUCAGGCCAUCUACAACACUGACCAGGGAGCUACAAUCACCUUCUACUACACACACCUAGAGGUGGUGGAGGAGGACUGA